Molecule: messenger RNA, 1254 nt
Organism: Penicillium angulare
Lineage: Eukaryota; Fungi; Ascomycota; Eurotiomycetes; Eurotiales; Aspergillaceae
Exons: 2
Coding region: 1-1254 (417 amino acids)
Source: RefSeq, a predicted model, not a curated record
AUGUCCCAAGAGACUCGUAUUCGUAAGACAGGCCCCCGAAGCUUACAAGCGCCAUCGAUUGGGCUGGCAUCGUCAGAUCAAAAAGAGCAGGUCAGUAGCUCGAAAACCUCCGGCGAACUGAACUUGGCGGAUGCUCAUAGUCCUGGCAAGACGGUUCCCCUUACGGCAGUGAACGAAAACCAAGCCUUUGGUGUUGAUUCUCGCUCUCCUGAACAUUCGUCUGCUGCAAGCCCUCCCGCUUCCGUGGCAUAUUCCAGGAUGAAGCUCUCGGCAUUUCUGCCACCUCCGUUGAAAAGUCCACUUGCUGGUCCCAUCUUUGCACGAAAAGAAUCACCUCCGACUUUCCAUCAGCUCCUUUUGGUAUUGAACUAUAUCUUCAUCUCUGCAAUGCUCCCUGAUGGCGAGGCGGCCAUGUGGCGAAUCAUCUAUCGUCAUUCAGCUGACUGGGAAAGAGAAUUUGUCUUGCAGUAUGAUAAACUCUUAUGGUGGCUGAUCAGUACGCGUGAUGCUUUGGCCCAGGCCGCUUUUUUCCAGACCGUGUCUUUGGUCGACCUGGAGCCGCAGAUUCGAUGGGUCCUCUUCAUGCUUGGGAGAGAAUCGAUAGCCGACUCAAGCUUCCUACAAGCAUGCUUCCAAAGAGAUAAGUAUCCAUAUCGGCCAUUUGGGGCGAGAGCAAGCAUCGCGCUAAUCUGCCUUGCGUUCAAUGGAGUGCAACUGAAGGGCAUCAACGGGUAUGAGUCCAAAGACAUCUGGCCAUGUGAUGAACAAUAUUACGCACUCAUGGCUUCCAGACUGGGCCGGUCGCCUUUAUUCAAGGCUGGCGUUACCUUUGCUCAGUUGAAGGCCACGAUAAUCAGACUUUAUCAAGCCUUCCAGUUAGAGGAAGAACGUGUGGCCUUGACGAUGCCCCAGGAAAUCUAUUACGAUGAUGAUGCCAGCACAUACGAGUAUUUCCAGCGGGACUUUCUCUCGUUGGACCCAAGGUUGCUGCCAAGAAUUUGUCAACUACUCCAACCAUCAGGGCCGCCUGUAGAAGACAGUGCAUACAAUUUGGCUAGCACAUGUGCCACGGUCUUUCAGAGAGCCCCGUCAGUGGACGCCCUCGAGGCCACAUUUGCAAAUAUACCAGAGAUCUUGCAGUCACAAGCAGAUAGAGCGGUAGUCAUUGAAAUGUUCCACGUGAGGCUAUUCCAGCAAUUGAAGCAACCAGUCUACGGUCAGUCAUCAUAUCAUUCAGGUCUCGAUCAAAGCUGA